Molecule: messenger RNA, 3950 nt
Organism: Zea mays
Lineage: Eukaryota; Viridiplantae; Streptophyta; Magnoliopsida; Poales; Poaceae
Exons: 13
Coding region: 78-1721 (547 amino acids)
Source: RefSeq, a predicted model, not a curated record
UCUGGGUGCUUGCUGCCUGGGUGAAUUGUGGCGCAACGUGGACGAGACGCGCAACAGUUUGCCUUUUUCGAUCAGCGAUGGGAGACGUGUUGAUCCCGGAGCUCCAGCGUGGGAACACUUCUGUGACCAUAUGCGCUCGUGUUUCUCGUUUAUGGGAUUUCUGUGAUCCUCAGGAUGAAGCAAAGUUGCUCCAUUGUGAUAUGGUGCUGCUUGAUGAAGAGGGAAACGGUAUCCAUGCUGCAAUAUUCCCACCAGUCAUACAAAAGUUCAAGCCACUGAUAAAAGAAGGAGUCGUCUACAACAUCACAUACUUCCGGGUCAGAGCCUCGAACAAUUUGUACAAGCCUGUUUUCAAUGAGAACAUGAUUACCUUUACAAACUGGACAAAAUUGGAGGAGGUUGUUGAGGUUCCGCCAGCAUUUCCUGUGCUUACCUACUCACUCACACCGAUAGACCAGCUCCAUUUGUGUGUCGACCACAGGGAGUACUACACAGAUACCAUUGGAAUUGUCACUUCCAUCUCGGCCGUGGCGCCGCACCGAUCCAAAGGGCAACAUACAACCAGCUCUAAGAGGACUAUUUCCCUAUGCAGUGUCAGCAACAGCAGUUCGGUAAAUGUUGUUCUCUGGGGUGGGCAAGCUAGCUUAUUCCCUGGAGAACAGAUCUACAACGAUGGUCAGUCCUCUCCACAGAUCCUGAUGUUUGUUGGCACGCUUGUCAAGAAAUACGCGGAUGGACUGUGCUUGUCUGGAGGCUCACCCUGUAAGUGGUACAUUAAUCCUGAUGUUCCUGAAGCAAGUGCCCUCAUGGCUAGUGCGACGAAAGCGCAUAGUCCCAUUAAGUGGAACGAGGUUCUAUCUUCGAAUCAGCCUAUGUCUCAUGUUCCUGAGGAACAGAAAAUUGCUUAUAUCAGAGAUCUGCACCCAUUUGAGAAUAAGGAUAGGGAAUUCUUGGUGACAGUCACUGUAAAAAAGAUUGGUGAUAGGUGGUGGUACAAUGCAUGCAAAAAAUGCACCCGCACAGCUGUGGCUCAUGGAGAUUCCUACAAGUGCAGCGAUCAAGUUUGUGCUAACGUUGGCACGCCCAUCCAAAGGUACAAAUUGCUUCUCACUGCAGGGGAUGAGACGGGUGACACAGACUUCAUCCUCUUUGGCCGGAUGGCGCAACGCAUAAUCAAGAAGCCGUGCGAUAUGCUGAUUGCCAACAAUCUGCCCGGCUUUAUUCCUGAUCCAAUCACAGAUCUGCUCGAGAAGACAUAUAUAUGGAAUGUGAGUUUAUCUGACCACACAAUCAAUACUGGAAAUAUUUGUUUCCAGGUCAACGCAGUCGUGGCAGAGAUAGAUACUUCAAAGGACUCCAUCCAAGCAUCUUCAUCAAGGUCAAAACAGCCACAAACUAUGCUGUUGCAAGACGCACCCAGUGGCAUUGAAGACACUCCUAACAAAUCCUCUAACUUGGUCAUGCCUUCGACCCCGCUCACACCACAAAGUUCCGCAACCAGUGUGCAAGAUAAGACUUUUGGUAUUGGCAGCAGCACUGUGGUUCCAGGUGCUACUCCCGCUAUAACAAAAGAACUGGCAUCCACGCCUAGGAAGAGGACAAGGUCUUCGCCUGCAAAGACAGUUACAAAGAGGUUGUUCACCGACGUAGAUGGAGGAAUCGCUGGCUCCAAGGAUGCUGCGGAUAGCGCUGCUGCCCCUAGCUCUACCAAAGAUGCUUAGUCACAGAGGGCCACAGGUCUUUUGGGCUCACAGUUGCAGCUGUUCGCUCUUUUGGAUGAUCGUUGUCUACUACUUUUAUAUCCAAGCUGCUAUGUACAUCUGCUUUUGGAAGGAGAUAUGAUACAUGUUCAUGUCUACACGCUCGAUACAGAUUGGCCCAGAGCACACUUAACAAGGUUACUACUAGAUCAGUGUUCGCCAUCGAUGCUAUGCACAGGCCACGCUGGAUUUCUAUGCUUGUUGACAUGAACGUGCUUCGCUCCCUUUAUGUUUAAGCCUAGGCAGCUUGAUGUGCUUGUGACAAAGACCUUUUAAGAACUGCGCAAUAAACCAAUGCUUACAACACGCUUUUGUGUACAACGAUCAUCUGCUUGUUGCACCGUACAUGUAUAGUCUAUGGAGCUGCAAACUGUUAGAGUUAUGUAUUAUUUCGCAACUGCAUGUACACUGUCUUUUAGAGACAGUUGUGGAACCUGCGUCCGUGCCACAUGUAUUAUAUUGUCGUAUUGUAUCCUACAAUAUGUUCGUGUUCCUACACCGUGUUUGUGUUCCUAAACUACGUUUAUAUAUGAUGUUGUUUGUAUAUGAUGUAUUGCAUACUGUGUCUUUCAUCACCAUAAUAUGUACUAUAUUUCGUACACUCUCAUCAGUUAUGACCAUUUUAUGUUUUUUCAACUUUUAUUCUGGUGAAAGGCACAAAGAACAUCAGCGCGGUCUGUACUUUUUCCAUACAGACUUUAUGUAGGUUUGCUAUGAAACGAACAGAAUUAAUUUGAAGCUAAUUGUGUAGUGUUUGAUUUUUUUUGUGCGUUUUCUUGAUAGGCCGCCCAUAAGGGAUAGGGCGCCCAUAAGGGCGCCACCUGUUCUAGUAAAUUUAAUAGUCUGUUUGGAGUUUGGGUCGCUAGAAGAGAGGUGGUACUUGCAGAGCUAUCUAGGCGAAUCAUUUGUCAUUAAAGCAUUAUAUGUAGGUGUUGAAAUAGGUGAAAUUUGUCGUGGUUUGGAAAACCGGUGGAUAAUAUGAUUUAUGUUAGGCAAGAUGCUAGCGCGGACUCACUCUGAAUGGUGAAUCACAGAGACUCAUCAGAGACAGGUGUUUAUACUGGUUCAGGCUUGCGCCAUAAUCCAGUGUAGUGUUGAUUGUAAUAUUGCUUGGGAGCGUGUUAUAACAUAUGUGUUUGUGUGUUGGAAGGAAGUGGCCCUGCCCUUUUAUAGCCCAAGGGUAGGAUUUUACAGUGGGGACUUAUAUUCUACUGGUAUGAGCUCGGCUCGUUGCCCUUAAAUGGUGUAGUCCCUCCUGACAUCGUCUGUAGGGUCACGCACUGCCGUACUCCUGGUAUGGCGUACUGCAUCGUCCGUUCGACGUUUUGGUCCCUAUAGCAAGUUCGAUGUUGAUGUAACGGCUUUGUCUAACGUCAUGGCCUCAUGGGCCUCGUGUCAUCUUCCAGCAUGCGUAGGCAUACAUGUAUCGUUCCGUCCUUUCUGUAUGUGGGUCACUGUAGAGACUUCGAUGCUAAGGUACUUACGACAGGGAUUGACUAGCCCCGUACGUGAGUGGGGGUAUGCUUGAGACUGUACGCAGUGGCAUGCCGUUGGGAUUGGUAGGGACUUUUCGGAACUGUACCCGAGGCCCGGACGUGGUUUGGUGGUGACACGUCUUAUCAGCUGACGCAUGUCAACAACAUUGGAUAGGCCCUUCCCCUUUGCUGGUUUGCUCGGCACAAGACCUGGUCGUUUGCUCUGCCUCAUGGGGUUGCUCGACAGAUGGUUUUACUUCCCUAGCCGAUUGAAAACUUAUCGCACUAACAAUCAAGCCGAAUAUGAAGCCCUCUUAUUCAGUUUAGAACUUUUAGAUUAUAUGAGAGUGAAAUAUGUGAGGACAUUUGGUGAUUCUGAGUUAGUUGUCCAGCAUAUUUUAUAAGAAUAUCAAUGAUCAUAUGGCACUUUAAACUGUUGUCUUGAAAAAUAUUGGGACAUAAUCCAUUCUUUUGACGAAUUCGAUAUUCGACAUAUAUCCAGAGCUGAGAAUUGCAGAGCAAAUAACUUGGCACAAAAUGCAUCAGGCUAUCGAAUAAAGCGAGGAAGAUUUCACAAUUCUGAAAGUCUGAUAACCGGUGUUGUGUCAAGUUCCCACGCCGUGGACCGUUUGGGCUAUAGAGCUGGAUCGUCCGUGGUAGGAUCGAACCGUCCGAGCAAGGAGUCUAGACCGUCCGACGGUACCAUGGACAUCUC